CCUCAUUUUUGUCCCCACUUAACUUCUCUCUCCCGAUUUUUGGAGAAAGAAAAAGAACUUUCAACUGUCUGGACCGUUCCCUCUUAGGUAAUAGAACGAAAGGUCCAGCCCUGCAAGAAAGUCGUGGCGGAACUUUCCAGUUUCCAGUAUGGGAGUGCCGAGCGACGACGCCGUUGUGAUCCAAAAGGGCAAAGUUUCGGGAGAUCCUCAUGUGAUUACAGUUAAUUGUCCUGAUAAAACCGGCCUCGGAUGCGAUAUUUGCAGAAUAAUUCUUGAAUUCGGGCUUUACAUUGCAAAAGGAGAUAUCUCAACUGAUGGAAGAUGGUGCUACAUAGUAUUAUGGGUGGUUCCUCGGUCUGGUUCGAUUAUUGUAAGGUGGUCAAAUUUAAAGAACCGCCUAUUAUCUGCAUGCCCCUCGUGUUUAGUGUCAUUUUACUUGGCCCAGCAGCCUACAUGCCCUCCAUCUUCACCAGUUUACUUAUUGAAGUUCUUUUGCCUUGACCGCAAAGGAUUAUUGCAUGAUGUUACUCAAGUUCUUUGUGAGCUUGAGCUUACAAUUCAAAGGGUGAAAGUGACGACGACACCAGAUGGAAGAGUCUUGGACCUCUUCUUUAUAACAGAUAACAUGGAACUCUUACACACAAAACAACGACAGGAUGAAACGUGUGAACAAUUGCAUGCUGUGUUAGGUGAAUUGGGCAUCAGUUGUGAACUUCAGUUGGCAGGUCCAGAGUAUGAAUACAAUCAUGGUGUCUCUUCCUUGUCUCCUGUGGUGGCUGAAGAAUUAUUUAGGUCUGAGCUAUCACAAAAAGAAACCCGAUCACAAGCCCUUAGCCCAGAUAUGACAAAAUUGAAGAAAGCAAAUGUCAUAAUUGACAAUUCACUAAGUCCAGCUCAUACAUUGCUGCAAAUACAUUGUGUCAAUCACAAGGGACUCCUUUAUGACAUAAUGAGAACAUUGAAAGACUGCAACAUGCAGAUAGCUUAUGGUCGAUUCUCACCAAAUUCCAGAGGCUAUCGAGAUUUGGACCUUUUUAUUCAGCAAAAGGAUGGGAAAAAGAUUGUGGAUCCCGAUAAGCAAAGUGCACUUUGUUCCCGUUUAAAGGAGGAAAUGCUUCACCCAUUACGUGCGAUCAUAACAGAUCGAGGUCCAGAUACUGAACUUUUGGUUGCUAACCCUGUUGAGUUAUGUGGAAAGGGAAGACCACGAGUUUUCUAUGAUGUUACACUUGCUCUAAAAGUACUUGGGAUCUGCAUAUUCUCGGCUGAAAUUGGAAGAUAUUCAACAGCAGAUCGUGAAUGGGAGCUGUACAGGUUUCUUUUAGACGAAAAGUGUAGAUUUCAAUUAUCUAAUAUGGUAGCUAGAGAACAUAUUGUAGAUAGAGUUAGAAGAGCAUUAAUGGGCUGGUGAGUUUAUUUAUUUUCUUUGCAUCCUGAUUAUGUUUCCAUCAAAUUAUCCACCAAGCCAUAUAUUGGGUUCUAAUGAUCCUGACCAACUAGUUGAGUGAAAUAAUCCUUGUUAACAACUGCAUGUACAUGGUUUGUAUUCUUGUGUAUCUAAUUAUCUAUGCAUUUUGGGUGCGAAUCGCUUUUAAUAUUUCGUUACUGAUGGACGAUUCUGAUAUAAAAACAUGAAACUUUAGCCCGUCUAAUGCUAUCAAGUGAUGUGAUGCUUGGAUUUUGUACGAGGGACUUGAAAGAUAUAGCUUUAGGUGUCCCAGUUACAUGCCGUGUCAUGUAAAAUUGUAGCAAAAGUAUUCUGCUGUAACUUCAAUUAAGAUCUAAUGGUAAAGCUCUGUGAUAAUUAGUUAAAGGAGUAAUGUUAUAAUUAUUGAAGAG
Messenger RNA from Pistacia vera, 1839 nucleotides. RefSeq names its product ACT domain-containing protein ACR9-like. The record is from RefSeq and is a predicted model, not a curated record. Lineage: Eukaryota; Viridiplantae; Streptophyta; Magnoliopsida; Sapindales; Anacardiaceae. The transcript has 6 exons. Bases 149 to 1411 code for a protein of 420 amino acids.